AGGGCGGCAGCCUACGCCGCCGGCACCUCCUGCCAAUCCAGCAUGGCAGUGCACACGGUGAUCGGAGUGAUACUUGUCGUCUGGACCGCCCUGGCCGGGCGGUCCGCGGCGCAGCAGCAGCAGCCGGCCGCCCUGCCCAGCGCCACUGCCGACGAGAUGUUCAUCAUCAUCGCAAGAGCAGUUCAGCAAGAGCUACGGCCAGUCAUCAGAAGAUUCGAGUCUCGGGUGGAGUCGCUGGACAACAGACUGACUCUACUCGACUCUCGAGUGACGGAACUUACGACCAGUAUUUUGAGAAGCAGGCAGAGUGAGCAGAUGGAAGAGCUGUCCACUCAACUGACUUCAAUCACUGCCAGACUCGACAGCCAGCAGUCGCAACUGAGCCAGCUCAACACCCAGCUGAACGAACAAAAAUCACAUCAAGAGGAGACUGCAACCACAGUGAAUAACGUCACAGCGCAACUGGAUAGCAUCGUUACACAGCAAGGAGAUCAACGGCUCACACAGACGUCUCAACUGGCUACAAGGAUCGACAGCCAGCAAUCUCAAUUGAGCGAGCUCAACAACCAGCUCAACGAACGAAGAACGACUCAUGGUGAAGUUUCAGUCAGAAUGGAUGACCUGACCUCCAAGGUUGACCUCCUAGGAUCCAAGCUGACCGGAGCCAUCAACAACACUUCAUCCCAACAGGAGCGUAUUGAUGACCUAGCUGCUAAGGUAAAACAGUUGGCCCCUGCACGUGAUUGCAGCGACCUGCCUGUCGACUCCCCAUCUGGUGUCUACCUCCUUCGACCCAGUGGUAGCAGCACACAACCACCCAUCGAGGCCUACUGUGACAUGGCCACUGCCGGAGGGAACUGGACGGUGAUCCAACGACGAGACGAUAUCAAGCCCCACCAGGACUUCUACCUCGGAUGGACCUACUACAAGGAGGGCUUUGGUAAUGUUACCAAAGAAUUCUGGUGGGGCUUGGAACACGUUUAUCAGCUAACGUCAUCGGGCCGACAGUUCGAACUCCGUAUUGACCUGGAAGCGUUUGACGGCAAUAGAUCAUACGCUACAUACCAACAGUUCCGUAUCUCGUCUGAGGUGGAUGGGUACAGACUGAGCUAUACCAACUACUCGGGAACUGCCGGGGAUGGUCUGCGGCCGAGCGUCAAUGCGAAGUUCUCUACCCGUGACCGUGACCAGGACUCGUAUGGCUAUAACUGUGUACAGCUCCGUGAGGGGCCCUGGUGGUGGGGCACUGGCUGGGGGUGCGAGGACAGCAGCCUGAACGGACGGUACCGGGACGGCGGUAAUAGGGACGCGACUGGAAUAUGGUGGUACGAAUGGAGGACAUAUGAGUCACUGAAAAAGGUCGACAUGAAAAUCAGGCCCACCUAACUCAUCUACACACUGAGCAGGACAUCACAGUGGUGUAGAUACGUAUACCGAGCCGGUGUCACGGUAUUUACUCGAAUACUAACACUGUAGUAUGGGUUAGAGUGUGAAGUUCUUACUUACUCACGUGACGUUGUACGAGGGUGCAAUUCGGCGCUUUUCUGUGGAUGAAAAGAAGGUAUGCUGUGCGAUUAUCUAUAGAACUCAAUACACGUGUCCGUCGGUCUCUCUCUCUCUUCUGGAAUAUUUUCUAGUCACUGAAGAAAACCGAGAUAAAAUCAGACCCACCUAACUCAUCUAUACACGAAUGAGAACAUCACAGUGGAGUAGAUACCCCGGUGAGACGUGUACCG
Amphibalanus amphitrite is the source of this 1736-nucleotide messenger RNA. RefSeq names its product techylectin-5A-like. Lineage: Eukaryota; Metazoa; Arthropoda; Thecostraca; Balanomorpha; Balanidae. The record is from RefSeq and is a predicted model, not a curated record. The coding region runs from base 43 to 1386 and encodes 447 amino acids. The transcript has a single exon.